AUGAGGAUCACCAGAAGCCCCCAGCUAGGCCUGUUGGCCCUCAGCCUGCUCUGUACCCUCUUGUCCCUUGCUCAGUGUCUGACCUGUGAGGUGUGUAAGCACUCAGGACCCUCCUGCAAGGGCAAAUUGAAACUCUGUGAGGCCGGGAAGGAUGCUUGCCUAAUCGUUGUGGGGUUGUCCACCACAGGGGGCAUAGAGUCCGUGGACACCUCCAAAAGCUGCAUGAAGUACAAGCACUGCUACUCAGGCUUCAUCUCCACCAGUCUGGGGCAGGAGGAACAUAUGGUGUCCAACUCGUAUUGUUGCCAGGAAGACGGCUGUAACAAGGGCAGCAUCCCGACCCCAAAGAACAAUAGCACACGGAACGGACUCCGCUGCCCAGCCUGUAAGGCCACCUUCCGCGAACAUUGCUCCGGGAAGGAGCCGGUCCAGUGCGUAGGGAACGAGACACAUUGCGUCUACUUCGCGGGGACAGUGUAUGCAGGCAUCGUCAGAACCAAAUUUGCCGCCCGUGGAUGUGCCAGUGAGAGCGCCUGCAACGCCCAGGUUGGUGGUGAGGUGCCCUCGGUGACUUACACCUACGAACUUCGGAGGGCCGACUGUGUCCCUGCCCCACAACCCCCUGGCUGGGCAGAGAAAAAACUCACCCUCUCAGUCCACUGAGCAUCGAAUCUGGAGCCCAUCCCAAACCCUAUCCUCACCCUCAAGCUCCUCUUGUCACCAAAUUAAACCAGUUGCCCCAGACGAUCGACUCUGAGUAUGUCUCCCGGGAGUCAGCGGCAUCACGGUGGGUGUAAGGGAGGAGGUAGAGACGAGCAGGGUCUCAGGUCCGGGCCUAGGAAA
This is a messenger RNA of Vombatus ursinus (common wombat), 843 nucleotides long. It is a transcript of the gene PINLYP, whose product is annotated as phospholipase A2 inhibitor and LY6/PLAUR domain containing. The record is from RefSeq and is a predicted model, not a curated record. Gene Ontology annotation, molecular function: phospholipase inhibitor activity. The transcript is spliced from 5 exons. The coding region runs from base 1 to 663 and encodes 220 amino acids. NCBI's taxonomy places the organism in Eukaryota, Metazoa, Chordata, Mammalia, Diprotodontia, Vombatidae. Gene Ontology annotation, cellular component: extracellular region.